AUGCUGUAUUUCUGGCUCAUUCUUCAUCUAAAUAUCAUUUAUUUGAUUUCAGAUAUUGGAUGUUAUCAAGAUAAGCCAAAAAUUUUCACUGUUCGAUCAGAUGCGCCAUUAGGAUGGCUUAUCUCUGACCUUGUUGAAGAUGGACAUUGUCCAUGGUAUGGUCAUUGCUUAUUGCACACCUCAAAUCAGUCGCAUUAUUUUCAAAUCAUUAAUAAUAGGUUAUGUACAAAAAAAUCAAUAAGACAGCUAGAAAAUCGAUCAGUAGCUAUUAUGAUGGAAAUUACAACAAAACCAGAACAAAUAUUUAUUGUUAAUGUGAAUAUUGCAGGAAAUUCAACGCCAUCUUUUUCAUUUGAUAUAUACAAUAUUACCUUGGAAAAUGAUAUCACACCUGAAAUGUUGAUUCCAUUUGAAACAGACAUAACAAUGGUGAAUGUAUCUAAUUCAACAGAUCUACAAAUAUCAAUUAUUUCAAAUUCAACAAAUUUACCUUUUAUACUCACUCAUAACAGGAAGCAAAAUAUUCAUUGUGCAAAGUUAUACGUUUCACGUCGAUUGAAGUUAACUGAUGAAACUUUUCAAUCAUUUUAUAUCGGUGCAUUAGAUAAGCAUAAUUUGAUUCGUUUGGCAGUAGCACGAAUUGAUGUCAAUUUCAAACAAUUGCCCAUAAGUGGACCCAAAUUCAGUAAUAUGAAUUACUUUAGACAAUUUGAUAAGCUACCACCUCAUGUGACUGUACUAAGAGUUACAGCAAAAUCAUCAAAAGGUACUGUUGUAUAUCGAAUUGAACCGGAAAAUGUUCCAUUCGAUGUUACACCUUUUUCCGGUAAUGUAUUCAGUCGUUAUGGUAUAUCAAAUGGCAAAUAUUUUUUUAAUAUUAUUGCUACUGAUUCAUUUGCACAGGAAUCACGUGCUAAUGUUCGAAUUUUGAUUGGUUCACGGAUUGAUCCAAAACGACAAUUCAAAAGAUUAAAAAGUAAAGGUACACGUCAUCGACGUAGUAGAAAAGAUUUUGGUGAUGAAAUUGUGCUAAGACUAAAAGAAAAUCAUCCAAUUGGAUUACUGGAAGAGAAAAUAAACCUUCGACCUGACGAGAAGGUUAUCUUUGCGCCAGCAACAACGGAUUAUCUUAAAAUACAUGGUAAUGGAUUAAUAGAGCUUAUCAAACCUUUGAAUUAUGAAUUCGAAAUGUCGCAUCAAGCAGCUGUACAGAUUAGCGGUAUGUUCAAAGUUCGUGUACAAAUGAUAAGAAUGGAAGUAUUAGAUGUAGAUGAACCGCCAACAUUUCUAAAUGGACCAAAGCCAUAUCAAGCUGUGGUAGCAUAUGAUCAACCAAUUGGAAUGCAUAUUUAUAAAUUUGUUGCUCGUGAUGAAGCAGGUGAUGGUGAUGAUAAUGUUGAAUAUCGGCUUAUCAAUACUGAACCUCGAGGUGCAUUUACGGUUGAUCCAGUAAGUGGUGUGGUGCAAACAGCAUUGAAACAUUAUAAACCAGGUGAAACCUACCGUAUUUUUGUUCAGGCACGAGAUCGAACACCAACAGAUCCUGAAAUUUCGCAGGAUAGUGAAGUUGCAGUACUGGAAGUAUUUGCUGGUGAUCGUGCACCGCAAUUUGUUGAGCAACAAUAUACAGUUCUUGUUCCGGAAAAUACUGAAAUUGGCUCCAGCAUAAUAGCUAUCAGAGCAGAAUGUUUUAAACCAAUUGAUAAGCGACGUAGCAAAGGUAAAUUAUCAUAUCAAUUAUAUUUGGAUACAAGUUUAAUUGAACGUGAAUUAUCAUCAUACUUUACAAUUGAUGCUGAAAGUGGCUUAGUUCAAUUGAUAAAAGCGCUUGAUUAUGAUGAUGAUACACUACCAAAGCAUCAUCAAUUAAAAGUUAUUGCACAAGAAGAUGGUCGAGAAAGUGAAGUACCAUUAGAUAUUUAUAUAAAAGAUACCAAUGAUAAUAUUCCUAUCUUUACACAACCUAUCUAUAGUGCUACAAUUAAAGAAGAUAUACCAACUGGUUAUACGAUUCUUACAGUGGAAGCAGAUGAUAAAGAUAAUGGUGAAAAUGCUCGAAUUAGAUAUACCUUAGAUGAUGAUAACUUUAUAAUCAAUGAUCAAGGUGAGAUAUCAGCUGGUAGACGUCUUGACGCUGAUCAAAAUCGAGAACGCUUCUUCAUUUAUCGUUUUAAUGUUACCGCAACUGAUUACGGUGAACCAUCAUUAAGUAGUAGUGCUAUGGUACAUAUUCGUACAGAAAAUUCAAAUGAUGAAGCACCAAUUUUCAUUCCUAAUGCAACUUAUCAUGCAUUUGUUGCUGAAGAUGCUCAAAGUGGUACACCAAUAGUACAAAUUCAAGCAAUUGAUCCAGAUCGAGAUCAGGUUUUCUAUGCAUUUCUAUUAUCAAAUGGUGAAGAAACAUCAGCAACUGAAUUAUUUGAAAUUGAUAAAGAUACAGGAUUGAUUAGACUUGGACUAAACGUAAAACCGGAAGAUCUUUUACAUGAAGAAUCACCGUACAACCUGACAAUAGUGGCACGAGAUGACGGAUCAUGCUGCGGAGAUGACGCAAGUGAACUUCAUAUGCAAACUGCUACGGUUACUAUUGAUAUCGCAGAUGUAAACAACAACAAACCUGAAUUUCGUAGUUGUGACACUUAUAGUAGUAUAGCAAAAAUUGAGGAAGGUGAUUAUAAAACUAAUGCACCAGUUAUUUUAAAGGUAGUUGCAACCGAUGAAGAUUCACCACCAAACGGAGAAAUUGUAUAUUCGUUAUAUUAUUCACAGUCUGAAUCUCGUAAACCGUUUGUCAUAAAUCCUGAAACAGGUGAACUGAGACCAUCACCAUUUGUGCGCUUUGAUCGUGAACAAAGAGCGCAAGAAGAAGUUACAGUAAAAGCAACAGAUAAAGGUGAAAGACCAUUGAUAGGCUUUUGUCAAUUUACUGUACAAGUUCUUGAUAUAAAUGAUAAUGCGCCACAAUUUGAUCGAUCAUUUUAUGAAACUUCAAUCUCGAGAAAUGUUGACAUCGGGUAUUCGGUGAUAACAGUUUUUGCGGAUGAUGCGGAUGCGCCACAGAAUGCUCGAAUUACUUACUCAUUAGCUGAAGAUACAUUAGCUGAAAAGGAACAUCAUAAAGAUUUUGAAUUUUUUCAAAUAAUUAAUGAAAAUAGUGGUGAAAUCUCGUUAGCUAAUCAAAUUCCAUCAUAUGUUAGUUUUAUCAAAUUUUUUUAA
This is a messenger RNA of Brugia pahangi, 3216 nucleotides long. The record is from the annotation of a GenBank genome assembly. Lineage: Eukaryota; Metazoa; Nematoda; Chromadorea; Rhabditida; Onchocercidae.